Molecule: messenger RNA, 2325 nt
Organism: Branchiostoma floridae (Florida lancelet)
Lineage: Eukaryota; Metazoa; Chordata; Leptocardii; Amphioxiformes; Branchiostomatidae
Exons: 5
Coding region: 988-2184 (398 amino acids)
Source: RefSeq, a predicted model, not a curated record
UAGUGAUAUAGAACAAUGUCACAAGUGCAUUAUACUAUAUUUAUAGGAUGGCAUAUCCAUCCAUAGUAAAUGUAGCACAACAAAGUAAUACAUGUGCAUCAUAGGAUAGCAUGUACAUCCAUAGUUUAUCAUACUUUAUGUAGCACAUCAAAUUACAGUAAUACAUGUGCAUUAUGGGAUAGCUUAUACAUCCAUAGUUAACGUAGAACAACAAAGUAAUACAUAUCCGCUGAGUGUAAUACAUGAUGAUAUUUUCAUGGCCAACAUACAUGUACCAUCUUUUUUCUUCAGGUACACAGAAUGAAAUGUUCAACUGGACGAGCAGACUUGCUGUGUCCAUAGAUUAUGAAGACAAGUCUCUCAGCAGAGAACCACAGGUAACAAUACUUCUGCAAGUACAAUUGUUAGCUUAAUAGUAACAGGUGGUAUUGCACAUUUAACAAUUUGUGUACUCUCUGUACAAAGAGACCUUUGUAAAUUGUAGGUUUACAUUUUCAAUAGAACACACACAAUCUUGACCCCUCUUUGAAAAUAUUCUCAUAUUUGAUGAAAAUGUUUUAAUUCUUCUUUCUUAGGGUAGAAGACAGGACCUCCUCGAGGCUGACGUACUUGCCGACAGUAAUGAUGUGCAGGAUCUAGAGCACAGGUUCGUCGAGAAAGUCAAACAUGUCCUGGUGGAACACUUCCCCAGCAUGGCGACAUUCAAGGACAGGCUGAGAACCCCGUGCAGUCCUUUACCAGUUAAAAAAAGCACCAUUGUGCCUCUGCCCCUUCUAGACAAGGACGAGUCGAAGAAGGCAGACACAAUCGACAUCCUCCUAACGUUUGCUAAGGAACUGAACCUGGAGGAUCACAUGAAGGACCAGGUAUCUACUGCUAAUAAACAAUUUUUGGUUGAACUAUUAAUUAUGAUACAUGUAUCAGAAUUGUUAUAGGCUUGAGUACAUCACACCAGGUUGUCUACAUGUUUAACUGUUGUUGCUGUACAUGACUUGUGUAUUAUGUCUUUUCUGCUGCCACCAGGCUGUGGUGGGUGACCAGGCCUCAUGUAAGAACGUCAGGGGGGCCCGUGACUGGCGCCAGGGUGAGGAAGACCCAGUUGAGCGGUUGGACUGGGCAAAGGAAAGUCCAGGUGACUUCCACUUCAUCUGGGAAGCCUUGAGGACCGCCGCGAUUCCGACUUGGGGACUGCAAACAGAGGUGGGGUCACUGUCACAUUUAAGGGUAGUGAUUGGCAGGCUUAGAGCAGACAAAGCUUGCAAAAACUUUGCUUUGUCUGACGAGUUCUUCUGCCAUGUCACUACUGGACACCUUGUGGCUGCCCUGACAUCGUAUCUCGGACUGUCAGCACCCGAAGACUCCUACACCUGUGCCAACGCUGACGAGUUCGAGAGGCUGGCAUCCACCUUUGUCAACGAGGUAGUCUUCCCGGGACCAUGGACCCAAAACAGUGACGCUGUGCGAGACAGGGCGAGGCUACUUCUGUACAUGGGGUUGCUGUAUAUGGAUCUCAAGACGGCAAUCAGGUACCAGAUGGGGGAGAUCGUGAUACAGCAAUGGAAGUUCUGGUUUGAGCUGUUCCUUGGGACCAGACGCAGCCAAUAUGCCUGUGAGGCAGCAAACCUGCUGGCCAACCUCAAGGCUGAUUGGUCGCCGUACAUGGCCUACAUCCAUACACACAACAGGUGUGUCAACAUCAGUGGGCAGGAGGGCAGGGCCAAGCCUGUGGAUAUGAUGGGGGAACACUACAACAGGGUCAUCAAGACAACAUGUCACUCUUCUGGCGGAAGGCUGCAGUUCAAACAUGCCCAGGAUAUCAGCCUUGCAGUGCAACUGUUUGAUGCGGCUAAGCAGUUCACAGACAGUUUGUGCACAAGCAAAAGGUCAACCAGUCACACAACCCCAUCCGCAACGAACGACAUCAGGGCCAUCACAAACGUCAUUCUACAGCAUAAAAUCUACACGGAGACACCAGGUCGGACCUUGGAGUGGUCAGACCCUCGCGCUGUGGCUAGGGAAAGAAUCAACGAUGACGGGUGGUUGAUCAACUACUUAUCUCGUGGCGCCACAGAAGCAGAGGCGGAUCAAAACAACACGGAUGCAGCUCCCGAUACAGAGGGCGGGGAGGAAGCCUAUACUGCAUGGGACGAUGAAGAGGCCAACCUCAUGGACUUGGAGCUGUGAAAAGUAUGAGCAGCAGUUGUCAGAGGUUGCCGGCCUGCUUCCCAGGGACUCCAGCAUUGCCGUCCUGAUGCAGGAGUCUCCAGCCACAAACUUCUGCAGGCCCUCCUCCGCUGGUGUCUCUGUCUUUCCUGCAAGUACCAC